CAAAGAAACACAAUGAUGUUAGUUUUAGUGAUCUUACUGAAUAUAAUCGGAUUAAUAUUCAAAGAUGUAGGGGCGCUACCGUGUCUCACAGAUGAAUUAAAAACAAAGUUCGACGCUGUUAGGAAGGCAUUGGGUGUUCUACAGACUUCUAUAGACGACAAAAUAGAAAGUUUACAGAGUGAUGUAAAAAAUAAAGUGAAGAAAAUAGACGACGACAUGGACACUUUAGUUUCAGAUUUUCAGAAAAGACAAUGGAAAAAAUACAAUGGGCAUUGCUACUACUACGGAAACGACAAACGUACUUGGUUUUUAGCGGAGCAAAAUUGUAAACAGAUUGGAGGUAAUUUAGCAAAAAUUGAAGACGAAGCAGAAAACAAAUGGAUCAAGGAUAAUAGAUCAGAAAAAGAUCACUAUUGGAUUGGACUAACUGAUCUAAAUGAAGGAGAAUGGCGUUGGAGUUCCGACCAGAAAGUAGCCACAUACAAACCAUGGCAUAGUGGAUCUGGAAACAAUGGUGUAAAUUAUAACUGUGGGUUGAUAUAUCACACCACUUCUUAUACGUGGGUAGAUGAGCCUUGUACUAGCAAGCUGCGAUACGUGUGUGAAAGUCACUUCUGCUACUGAAAUUCGAAGAGAUGUCUGACAUUAGUCUCUAGUAAAGAGUAAAUAAUGCAAUUUGUUCUUGCAACAUCUAAUGAUAUGUACGAAGGUAGCAAUUAUAUAACUUCAAAGGAAAGAGGGGAUUGGAUGUUCUGGUUUUUCCGUCGCUAUCAAACAAAUUAUUAUUUUCUUUUAAAAUUUAACAUUAUAAGGUAUGUAUGGGAAAUCUGGAUUUAGAAAUGUGUUUGUCAUCUGCUUAACCACAAUUUUUGUUUCCUUCUAUUGUUGAUCAGAAUUUAUUUUUUUACAGAAAAAAAACCCAACCCCCUCCUCGUCCUAUAAGUCAUAUGGUCGUUCCGUUAUAUGUGUUUUUCUGUAACAUUUUGAUUCUUUUAUGAACAAUAUUCAAAAUACAUUUGAAAAGCAAUAGACAAGAGACUUCUUAAAUAAAGGAAAAUCUUGCUUGGUCUUUUAUGUAAGCUUAUUCCCUCUCCCAUAAUUUAAACGGGUUAUUGACAGAUAAAUAAGAAUCACAUAUACAAUAAUGAAUAUAUAUGAAUAUCUCCCACGAAAUUUGUUUUACAUGAACACGUAUACAAAUUUCGGUUUCGAUACCUAACAUUACUGACGAGACAUUAAUUGUCGAAAUCCGCAUAUGGUGUACAAAUGUUUGCACC
Molecule: messenger RNA, 1277 nt
Organism: Mytilus trossulus (common blue mussel)
Lineage: Eukaryota; Metazoa; Mollusca; Bivalvia; Mytilida; Mytilidae
Product: perlucin-like protein
Exons: 5
Coding region: 13-624 (203 amino acids)
Molecular function (GO): signaling receptor activity
Source: RefSeq, a predicted model, not a curated record